AGUAUUUAUAGCUUGUGUAGCAGGGGUACAGAUCUUCCCACGGGGAAUUCUUGUAUGAGCACGGUCACUUUCCCAAUAUAUCCUUCCCUCAACCCGGGCACUGCGACGACACAGCCAUAACACUGCUCAGAGUUUCACUGUGUUAAGAAGGUUUUAUGUUAAUGACCGGCACCAUGAUGCGAAUUACGGCUCCUGUAGAUACAGAGAUCGACCUCGGGGAUGACAGCAACAGCGAGGACAGCGAGGGAAAGCAGCCGUGGAAGACACAGCUGGAGACGGUCAUAGAGGAAGAAGAAACAGAGGAAGAGGACGACCUGGUCUCGACGCAGAGUGACACGAGGCCUCUGAUCAAUGAGAGAGACCCACGACAGAUGAACGAAUGCCUCAAGGUGAGCUUUGAGGAUGUGAUAGCCGAGCCGUUUUCUGUGCGCAGUGGAGACCGGGUGUGGUUCUGGAGUAACGCACUCUUCGAGGUGUCCCGGGUUUGGUUCUAUCGCAUCAGCACCGCGGUGCUCGCCAUCCCCUUCUCUGUCGUUGCUGGAGUUCUCUUUGCUUUCCUCACCUGCCUUCACAUCUGGCUUCUCACGCCAUGUGUUAAGGUGAUCUUCAUGAACACCGGUCGGCUAGAGAUGCUAUGGAGCAGCCUUCUGGACAUCUUCGUCCUCCCUGUCUACCACAGCGUCUCCAAGUGCUGCAGAAGCGUCAGCGUGCACUUCACGCGUGAAUGACAAUCUCUGUCCUGGAACCAUUUAUAUCUUAACAGGAGCUCCCAGAGAAGAGACACAUUCACCAGAAGUGUGGUAGUGAUGGGACUCUUACAAGGAAUAACCAGAUAGGACUGGGGUCAGCGGCGUGUUGGGGAAAAAUACAUAAUAUACUGUAUACUCAGCAUCAGGACAAGAAAAUGUCACGAUCAUCCCGUACCUAUAUCAGUUAUAUCCGAAAGCAUCGUCCGAUCCCACAGUGCACUGCAGAAGGAUGCUGUCCACAGGGCUGGUUCUAUUAGUGAUGUAGAACUUCAUAAUAAUUUAUAUUUAUGGUGGUGGUGAAGCACGUGUUAUUUUUGUCCCACUGUACAUACAAGUCUAAAACCUGAAAGACUUUCUAACAUUUUAGAUUGUUGAACAGAUUCAAGACAUAGUGAAAGAGAAUGAAGCUUUGCUCAUGAUGGCAAGUAAGGUAAUUACAUCUGCAUGGACUACUUUUUGUGUAUUUUUUUACCAAUUCAGAUUUCAAAAACUACAUGCUAUAACCAUAUAAAUACCGGCUGUCAUUUUUAUAUCUUUUUUGUAUUGCUGUACGUUUCAUAAUCUGUAUAAUGUUACAGAAAGCGAGGAAAGGUUUAUCCAUGCGUUUCAUUGUCUUACAUUCAAAUUGGGGCCGCGACACGUUUUAUCCCGUCUAUUGAACUAAAUGAAGCACCUUUUGUUUGAAAAAAAAAAUGCUAAUUAUUCUGCACUAUUCCAGGCCUGAUUAUUCGUAGCACACCAUUUUUAUGCAAAUGUGUGGCUAUUGAGCCGGGAGAGCUGGUCCUGUGGGUGGAUGUUGUAUGAUGCCUCCAUUUUUCUGCUGAUCUGAGGACAGUUUUGACAGUAUGAUAAUGAGGCGAGGCUUGAACAUGAGAACAAAAAGGAACAACAUCAAAAUAAGGCUCGUUUUAGGGACACGACGUUCUCCAUAACCCUGAACAGAAUGACCGCGGUCAUGUACGACACGUCUCGAGCUUCUGAUCGACACCCUCUAGUGUCGGGAAGAAGGAACUCCAUGUGAGACAAACUUUUGUUGUAAAAAACCCAAAACUUUUUGUGACACAAAACCUUAAUCUAUAAAAACCCACCUUUCAAAACCUGUUGUUCAGCCAGUUGUAUGAAAUAGAGAAUCCAAUUUCGGAUCCAAUUUCCAAACCUCUCUCUCUCUCUCUCUCUGUCUGGGGUAUGGUCUACAUGCAUGGCAUUUGGAAAUGACCAUCAAGCAUCUAUAUUUAAUCACAGUUCCUUUGGGAUGUUGUGUAGUUGCCUGGCAAAGAAACACACGAGUCAGAUUCGAAAUUAGACAGAGCUACACCCACCGGGAAACUUCUCUAUACAAGUGGCAACAAAAGUUGAUGGUUAAACACUCGGUUCACAGGAGGUAAAUCCUGAGUUCGUGUCAUCAGCAUUUUACAACAGAAAUAAUGUUUGCUACAGAAAGACAAAACGUUGUUAUUUUGUCAAGCUCGUUAAAAUGAAGUAGGACGUCAGUCCAGAGACGACAUGGUGAGAUCUCACACGCAAACAAACCAUGAUAUCCACAAAACUAAGUGUCAAAAUGAAAUGAGCAGUAACAAAAUAUUAGAUCUUGCAAAACAACUUAUACUAUUAGGCCAAUAGUUCCAGAGUUUGCUGUCCAAAUGAUCUGAUCUGUAAAACAUCCACCCACCACUGCUAAAUACACCUAUAUGCUUUCACGACGCCUGCAUUUCCAAACACAUAGUUUUUUUUUUUUUAUUAAACAAAUGGAUACUUGUGCAGUAAAGUUCACAUGAGACUUGAAGACUUUGAGAUUUGGUACAUUGUGAAGAUCAAUGUGAAAGUGCAUAGACAACAAAAUAUUUAAUCUUUUCACAAUCUGUAUGAGGAAAAAUGACUGCACAAUAAACAAGUCUGAUGCAUAUAAAUCAGGUUUUAAACAAAAAUAUUAAAACUCAUGCUGAGAAACCCUUAAGAGACAAGGAAUAUGAGAAAUGUUUCCUCGAGUCUUUCCAUGCAGAACACUAACCUGGCUCUCUGUACCUUUAUAGUUGCAUUAUGUACAAGGAUAAAAGCGAUAAAAAAAACUGAUCCUAGAUCAGCAUUCUCGCUCGUUAAGCACCAGACUGUAAGAGAGCCAGUGUAGAAAGCUGUACAAAGCACCGGCUAUGAUGCAGGGAGUGAGUUUACACUGCUUUACACUACGGCAAACACCAUAUAAAGUGGUACAAAUGGUUAAGAAACGCUGAUCAUUUGUGUCACAGCUUCUUCUCCGACUGGGGCCUGCUCUGCUUCAUCCUGUCAAACAGAGAGAGAGAGAGAGAGAGAAAGAGAGAGAGAGAGAGAGAGAGAGAGAGAGAGAGAGAGAGAGAGAGAGAGAGAGAGAGAGAGAGGAAGAGGAGGAGCGAUGAAGGCAAUUACAAUCAACUUGACAUCGAAUUGAUAUACAAUACAAUCAGCUGGACAUUUUACGUAUCACAUACACACAUUACACUGACUGAUGAUAAAGUCACAGCAUUUAUGUACAAAUAAAAAAAUGCAUCUGUUAAUGAAUCUAUUCAUAUCAAUUUAGUAAAUGUCAUUAAAACUACACAUUUUUUACUAUAAUAAAUAUAGUACAAUAAGUAAAUUUUAUAAAAUUUAUUAAAAACAAGAAGAAAAGAAAACUCAAAAUACGUGUUUAUUUGCGAAUAAAAAAAAAAAGGAACCGAAGAAAACAGUACAUGAAAACAGCAGGAAUAUAAAUGUGACAAAACAGUUUGUUUUAUACAACAUUGAUUUCUGAAACAUUUCAACAGUUAAAUAUCUUCUGACAAACAAUUAAGCGACGACGUAGAGCUCAGAAAGCAGCAGGGAUACAGAUACAGACAAGCCAGGCAGACGGCACACACAAAAAUAAACACGUUACGGUGAAUGCAAAAUAAUAUAAAAUGUUCCUGAAGCACAAUGAAGCUUGAAUGAGGAACGUGCAAGUUUAUUGUAAAUAAUCCCAAAUCAUAAGGAUGAAAUUUAUAAUACUGACUUUACUGAGAUUAAGUGAAGUCAGAAUAAAAUCCAGUAUAAUGUCUAAAGUCUAUCAGCUAAAGAACUUGCACUAUUAAUAUCGGGGCAAAAAAUAAGGACAGGUUUAAAAUGUGUUUGCUGCAUACGGCUGUAUAUGAAGCAGUUCAACAGAACUCAGUGUUUAGUUUCGGCUGAAACGGUGACUAUAAGUGCUGAAAAUAUUUACAGUGUAUUUAUUGUAUUUAUUCAUUGCAAAAUUAAUCAAGCAAAUGAAUAUAUUUGCUUGCAUAAAUUACAGCCCUUCUUAUCUAAGUAGGAGAACAUCACGGCAUCACGUUCGGUCACUGCUCAGAUCCAACCGAAUGCAUAAAAGCAGUUAUUCACAAACUAGGAUAUGAGAUGUCCCACAGCCGCUUCGGCGCAGUUUGUUUUGUUGUACAGUAACGGCAUCAAGUCAUGGUCUUAGCAAUAAAAAACAAAAGAUGCAUGCAUAAAAAAAGCAUUAAAGCAUUAAAACACCCCCCCGCCCCCCACACACACACACACACAAAC
Messenger RNA from Tachysurus fulvidraco (yellow catfish), 4283 nucleotides. RefSeq names its product caveolin 4a (gene cav4a). Gene Ontology annotation, cellular component: caveola. The transcript has 3 exons. Gene Ontology annotation, biological process: caveola assembly. The record is from RefSeq and is a predicted model, not a curated record. The coding region runs from base 156 to 728 and encodes 190 amino acids. Gene Ontology annotation, molecular function: molecular adaptor activity. Lineage: Eukaryota; Metazoa; Chordata; Actinopteri; Siluriformes; Bagridae.